This is a messenger RNA of Lotus japonicus, 1085 nucleotides long. RefSeq names its product L-type lectin-domain containing receptor kinase S.4-like. The coding region runs from base 87 to 1085 and encodes 332 amino acids. Gene Ontology annotation, molecular function: carbohydrate binding. The record is from RefSeq and is a predicted model, not a curated record. NCBI's taxonomy places the organism in Eukaryota, Viridiplantae, Streptophyta, Magnoliopsida, Fabales, Fabaceae. The transcript has a single exon.
UAUAUAUAUUAUAUGGAUUACUAGGGUUUCUUAUUCUCCUCUUUCCAAGCACAGGCACGGACGUUCAAAAAAGCACAAGAACGGUAAUGGCGAAAAAAGUUUUGGUUCUUGUCUGUUUUGCCAUUCUCCUGCUUUCAAUUCGUGUAAAGUCGAGGAUGCAUGAUGAUGAUGAUGAUGAAGAGUUGUUCUUUGAUGGUUUCAGUGCAGCAUCUAGCAACAUGAGCGUAAACGGUUGUGCAUCAAUUGAGUCGAAUGGCCUUCUCCGGCUGACAAACGACACACAAGGAUUAAUGGGAGACGCGUUUUACUCAACUCCGAUCAAGUUGAAGAACUCCACAACUGGAAAAGCUUUCUCCUUUUCCACAGCUUUCGCAUUUGCAAUAUUCAAUUGGUACGGGAAACCCCCUUACCACGGCUUCGCGUUCUCCGUUUCCCCUUCAAAAGCACUUCCGAGCCAGCAUAUUAUGAGCCUUAUCAGUCCUAACUUUACACUGGACCGAGAAUUUGUGUAUGAUCCGCUUCAAGAAGUGGUCCGGCGAAUGAACGACGGGAAUUUCUUCAUCGCCGUCUUCAACAGUCAGCACUACUUUAUCGACUUGAACAACCUCAACCCCAAAAAAGAUCAUUUGGACCCUACCGAGGGUGUGGUGAUUCAAGCAUGGGUGGACUAUGAUUCCAUCAACAACCAAUUGGAGAUAAGGCUUUCACCAAACUCGUCAAAACCCACUUCACCAAUUUUGUCUUGGAAUAAUGUUGAUUUCUCGCCAAUUCUCAACGAUACUAUGUAUGUGGGAUUUUCUGCUUCAACAAGUGUGCUCGCCAACCGUCAAUACAUCUUAGGUUGGAGCUUUAAAGUCAAUGGAGAAGCUAUAUCUCUGGAUUUGGAAACAUUGCCAUCACUCUCUCCGGUGUUAAAUCAGGUGGAUGCAGAUUCUUAUAGGCAAGUAUAUUUUAUGCUAAAAAUGUUCCUAGCUGCUGCUGCUGCUGCUUUUGCUAUUUGUAGCGUACUGGCAUAUCUAGUUGUGCUUGCAUUCACGAAUAUCAACAAUCGUAGAUUAAAGUGGAAAAGGCUUAACGAGCCGUAG